UCAAUCUCCACCUUUCAGCCAACUGAUGCAAAAAAUGAUUUCAUAAAGGAUCAUUCAGUUUUAUUGUGGCAUGUUUAUCCAGCAAUAGAAUCACCAUUUUGAUAAUUAUUUUCUUAUUCUAACUGUGUUUUCAUCAUUGAUUCAUCAUUAUGGCCAUCAACAGAGCAUUAUUAUUCAAAGUAUCGCUAGAUUCAUUAGCUACUUUCUUAGUUGGAUUACCAUUUUUCUUAUUGUACUUCAUUGGUGACCCUUAUAAACGUGGCUUUUACUGUGAUGAUGAAUCAAUCCGUUAUCCUUUUAAAGAAUCAACCAUAUCAUCAGGAUUACUAUUCUCCGUGUCAAUCAUUUCUUCUCUUGUUGUGAUUUGUACAACUGAAUACAUGUCCUUAGAAAGCUUUAGACUUGGAAAUGCUGGACGCCAACCAGUGCUCCAAUUUGCAUGGAUACUCUACCAUCAGCUGAUUAUAUUUGCUUUUGGUGCUCUUUCAUCUCAAACAUUGACUGAUAUAGCCAAAUAUUCAAUUGGAAGACUCAGACCCCAUUUUAUCGAUGUUUGCAGGCCCGACGAGGCAUUUAACUGCGGUCAAAAUGAUUUCAGGUAUAUCGAGAAUUAUGUUUGCCAAGGAAAACCAGGAAUUUCCAGAGAUUUAAUGAGAGAUGCUCGACUAUCAUUCAUGUCUGGACAUUCAUCAUUUUCAGCUUAUUGUGCUGUUUACAUUGCUAUUUACUUACAGAAUCGUGUUAAAAGUCCAAAACUAGCUUUGCCAAGAGCUUUUCUCCAGGUUCUUGUCAUUUAUUUAUCAAUUUAUACUGGAUUCACUCGCAUCUCUGAUUACAAGCACCACUGGAGUGAUGUUCUCGUUGGAUUAAUACAAGGAACUUUGGUUGCCGUUUUGACCACACGCUAUGUUGCAUAUCUUUUUAAGUCUUCAAUUAUCAUUAGUGGUGUUGGAAAUAACAUGAAUACUAAUUCAUCAGUUGCUGAAAACCUGCAAAAAGAUAAAAGAAACUUUUCAACAUUCGAAGUUGAAGCUGGACCGGUGUAAUUAUAAAAUAUGAAACGGUUGGUAGAGGCUUAUCAGACUAAAUCAAUUGCCUUAUUUAGCCUCGAAAAGUUCAUCUACAGCAUAAUGAUCCGCACAAUUUCAUACUUCAUAAUUUCUGAGCUUAUGGUAUCCUAAAGCCUUUCAAACCAUUUGAAAACUACUUGGUGUAUAACAAUUAAUUUACCAAAAACGUCCAUUACUUUCAGUAUUCUUAUGCGCCGAAACAAAAAUGAAACCGUAGACAUUCCCAAAGUCUGAUAUUUCUAAUAACUAUAAAGACUGAUGAAAUGUAAUAGUUGAAAAUAUCAGAUCACAAAUCAAGUUCAAAUUUCAUUGUAUUCUGGAAAUUAACUAACUCGGAGAUUCUAUUUUUCAUAACCUUGUUAAAAUUUAACCUGCUUGAGUUGCUUGCACUUUCUUGUAAUAGCUGGACAUAUACAUUAAAUGAAAAAUUUAAUGUCUCGAUAAAA
Molecule: messenger RNA, 1516 nt
Organism: Tetranychus urticae (two-spotted spider mite)
Lineage: Eukaryota; Metazoa; Arthropoda; Arachnida; Trombidiformes; Tetranychidae
Product: phospholipid phosphatase 1
Biological process (GO): signal transduction; phospholipid dephosphorylation; phospholipid metabolic process
Cellular component (GO): plasma membrane
Molecular function (GO): phosphatidate phosphatase activity
Source: RefSeq, a predicted model, not a curated record